Pogona vitticeps (central bearded dragon) is the source of this 4352-nucleotide messenger RNA. It is a transcript of the gene SMC1A, whose product is annotated as structural maintenance of chromosomes 1A. Gene Ontology annotation, biological process: sister chromatid cohesion. Gene Ontology annotation, molecular function: protein binding; DNA binding; ATP binding. The record is from RefSeq and is a predicted model, not a curated record. Lineage: Eukaryota; Metazoa; Chordata; Lepidosauria; Squamata; Agamidae. Gene Ontology annotation, cellular component: nucleus; chromosome; meiotic cohesin complex.
CUCCCGUUCCUGUGGUGGAACGCGGGCUAGAGUGGACGGGUACGGGGGCCCGGAGGACCUGACCGAGGGGGGCUCUGGUGUCCUCUCUGUCUCUCUCUCUGUGUCCCCUGCCGGGCCCCGUAGUUUCCCCCACCCCCCUCUUUUCCUUCCCCGCGAAAUGGGGUUCCUCAAGCUGAUCGAGAUCGAGAAUUUCAAAUCGUACAAGGGGCGGCAAAUCAUCGGUCCUUUCCGGCGCUUCACGGCCAUCAUCGGGCCCAAUGGAUCUGGCAAAUCAAACCUCAUGGAUGCCAUCAGCUUUGUGCUUGGUGAGAAGACCAGUAAUCUGAGAGUCAAGACUUUGCGGGAUCUAAUUCAUGGAGCUCCUGUCGGAAAGCCGGCUGCCAACCGGGCAUUUGUCAGCAUGGUCUACUCUGAAGAUGGUGCUGAAGAUCGCACUUUUGCAAGGGUCAUCGUGGGAAGCUCAUCAGAAUACAAAAUAAACAACAAGGUGGUACAGCUGAGCGAAUACAGUGAGGAGCUGGAGAAACUGGGCAUUCUGAUCAAAGCUAGAAACUUCCUGGUCUUCCAGGGCGCAGUGGAAUCCAUUGCCAUGAAGAACCCCAAGGAACGCACAGCCCUCUUCGAGGAGAUCAGUCGCUCAGGGGAGCUGGCCCAGGAGUACGACAAGCGCAAGAAGGAGAUGGUCAAGGCUGAAGAGGACACACAGUUCAAUUACCACCGCAAGAAGAACAUUGCUGCUGAGCGCAAGGAGGCCAAGCAAGAGAAGGAAGAGGCGGAUCGGUACCAGCGCCUGAAGGACGAGGUGGUGCGAGCCCAAGUCCAGCUGCAGCUGUUCAAGCUGUACCACAACGAAGCUGAAAUUGAGAAGCUGAACAAGGAGCUGGGCUCCAAGAACAAAGAGAUUGAUAAGGACAAGAAGCGCAUGGACAAAGUGGAGGACGAACUCAAGGACAAGAAGAAAGAGCUGGGCAAAGUGAUGAGGGAGCAGCAGCAGAUUGAGAAGGAGAUCAAGGAAAAGGAUUCUGAGCUGAACCAGAAGCGCCCCCAGUAUAUCAAGGCCAAGGAAAACACAUCCCAUAAGAUUAAAAAACUGGAAGCUGCCAAGAAGUCCCUGCAGAAUGCCCAGAAGCAGUACAAGAAGCGCAAAGGUGACAUGGAUGAGUUGGAGAAGGAGAUGCUGUCUGUGGAGAAGGCCCGGCAGGAGUUUGAGGAGCGCAUGGAAGAGGAGAGCCAGAGCCAAGGCCGGGAUCUCACCUUGGAGGAAAAUCAGGUGAAAAAAUAUCACCGGCUAAAAGAAGAGGCCAGCAAGAGAGCAGCUACCCUGGCCCAGGAAUUGGAGAAGUUCAACCGUGACCAGAAAGCAGACCAGGACCGGCUAGAUCUGGAAGAGAGGAAGAAAGUCGAAACCGAGGCCAAGAUAAAGCAGAAAUUGCGGGAGAUUGAGGAGAACCAGAAGCGCAUAGAGAAGCUGGAAGAGUACAUUGCCACUAGCAAGCAGUCCUUGGAAGAGCAAAAGAAGCUGGAGGGGGAGUUGACUGAGGAAGUAGAGCUGGCCAAGCGCCGGAUUGAUGAGAUCAACAAAGAGCUGAACCAGGUGAUGGAGCAGCUGGGAGAUGCUCGUAUCGACCGGCAGGAGAACAGUCGGCAGCAGCGCAAGGCGGAGAUCAUGGAAAGCAUCAAGCGCCUCUACCCAGGCUCUGUGUAUGGGCGUCUAAUUGACCUCUGCCAGCCCACGCAGAAGAAAUACCAGAUAGCUGUCACCAAGGUGCUGGGCAAGAACAUGGACGCAAUCAUUGUUGACUCAGAGAAGACCGGCCGGGACUGCAUCCAGUACAUCAAGGAGCAACGUGGGGAGCCAGAGACCUUCCUCCCGCUCGACUACCUUGAGGUGAAACCCACAGAUGAAAAACUCCGGGAGCUGAAAGGAGCUAAGCUAGUGAUUGAUGUGAUCCGCUAUGAGCCUCCUCACAUCAAGAAGGCCCUGCAGUAUGCCUGUGGGAAUGCCCUAGUGUGCGACAACGUUGAAGAUGCCCGUCGCAUUGCCUUUGGUGGGCAUCAGCGUCACAAGACUGUUGCACUGGAUGGAACCCUUUUCCAGAAGUCAGGGGUGAUCUCAGGAGGGGCCAGCGACUUGAAAGCCAAGGCCAGGCGUUGGGAUGAAAAGGCUGUGGACAAGCUAAAAGAGAAGAAAGAGCGGUUGACAGAGGAGCUCAAGGAGCAAAUGAAGGCGAAGCGGAAGGAGGCAGAGCUGCGCCAGGUGCAGUCCCAGGCCCACGGCUUGCAAAUGCGCUUGAAAUACUCUCAGAGUGACUUGGAGCAAACCAAGACCCGCCAUCUUGCUCUCAAUCUCCAGGAAAAGUCCAAGCUGGAAAGCGAACUUGCCAACUUUGGACCCCGCAUCAAUGACAUCAAGCGCAUCAUCCAGGGGAGAGAGCGGGAGAUGAAGGAGCUCAAGGAGAAGAUGAACCAGGUGGAAGAUGAAGUAUUUGAGGAGUUCUGUCGAGAAAUUGGGGUGAGGAACAUCAGGGAGUUUGAGGAGGAGAAGGUGAAGCGCCAGAAUGAGAUUGCCAAGAAAAGGCUGGAGUUUGAGAACCAGAAGACCCGCCUGGGCAUCCAGCUGGACUAUGAGAAGAACCAGCUAAAGGAGGAUCAGGACAAAGUGCAUAUGUGGGAGCAGACGGUCAAGAAGGAUGAGGCCGAGAUAGAGAAACUCAAGAAGGAGGAACAGCGGCACAUGAAGAUAAUCGAUGAGACCAUGGCCCAGUUGCAGGACCUGAAGAACCAGCACCUGGCCAAGAAAUCUGAGGUGAAUGACAAGAACCACGAGAUGGAGGAGAUCCGCAAGAAGCUAGGAGGGGCCAACAAGGAAAUGACGCACUUGCAGAAGGAGGUGACCGCCAUUGAAACAAAGCUGGAGCAGAAGCGCAGUGACCGCCACAACUUGCUGCAAGCCUGCAAGAUGCAGGACAUCAAGCUGCCCCUCUCCAAAGGCACUAUGGAUGAUAUCAGCCAGGAGGAGGGUGGCUCCCAAGGUGAGGAGACAGCCAGCAGCUCACAGAGGACUUCUAACAUGUAUGCCCGAGAAGCUCUCAUUGAGAUUGACUAUGGCGACCUCUCUGAGGACCUGAAGGAUGUCCAGGCUGAAGAUGAGAUCAAGCAGGAAAUGAAUCAGUUGCAACAGAAGUUGAAUGAACAGCAGAGUAUCUUACAGCGAAUAGCUGCCCCAAACAUGAAAGCCAUGGAGAAGCUGGAGAGCGUCCGUGAUAAGUUUCAGGAGACAUCCGAUGAAUUUGAAGCUGCCCGGAAGCGUGCCAAGAAAGCGAAGCAAGCUUUUGAGCAGAUCAAAAAAGAGCGCUUCGACCGCUUCAACUCCUGCUUUGAGUCGGUGGCUACCAACAUUGAUGAGAUCUACAAAGCCCUCUCACGAAAUAGCAGCGCCCAGGCCUUCCUAGGCCCUGAGAACCCUGAGGAGCCUUACCUGGAUGGCAUCAACUACAACUGUGUGGCCCCUGGCAAGCGCUUCCGGCCCAUGGACAACCUGUCUGGUGGGGAGAAGACAGUGGCAGCCUUAGCCCUACUCUUUGCUAUCCACAGCUACAAACAACUCCCGUUUUUUGUCUUGGAUGAAAUCGAUGCCGCUUUGGAUAACACCAACAUUGGAAAGGUUGCUAACUACAUCAAGGAGCAGUCCACGUGCAACUUCCAGGCCAUUGUUAUUUCCUUGAAGGAGGAGUUCUACACCAAGGCUGAGAGCCUCAUUGGUGUCUACCCUGAGCAAGGAGAUUGUGUAAUCAGCAAAGUCCUGACCUUCGACCUCACCAAGUAUCCUGAUGCCAACCCAAACCCCAAUGACCAAUAGAAGCAGCAGGAGAUGAGAGAACCUGGACCUGCCGUGCUCCCAGCAUUCCUCCUGAUCCCCACCUUUUCUGUCCUCUGAAGGCCUUAAACUGUCCUUUGCCCCUUAUUUAUCCUACAGUAUUUUUAGUCGGGUGGAGUGGGCUUCAGGGGAAAGGGAAAACCUAAAGGCAUGGAAGAGGGUAGAGGAUGACCUUGGUAUCUGAACUGACAGGUUUCUCCCAAUGAGCCCACUUCUUUCCCAAAUUAGCUAUAGCGCUCUCCCCACUUCUAAGGCAGCAUCUUUAAUUGCUGGGUGGGGAAGAGGAGGAAUGUAGUUCCUCUGAUGUAACUUAAACUGCUCUUUAUAGGACCAAAAUGAUGAUGGUUUUAACAAGGAUUCCUCUUGUGUGAAGCUCUCGCUUAUUCAGGUAGAGCUCCAGAUUUUGCUUUCUUUUUCUACCCUGAUAUCAUGUGUGUGUUUUUGUGUGUGAUUGAAAUUAAAUAUGUUACUUCCA